Molecule: messenger RNA, 948 nt
Organism: Podospora pseudopauciseta
Lineage: Eukaryota; Fungi; Ascomycota; Sordariomycetes; Sordariales; Podosporaceae
Exons: 1
Coding region: 1-948 (315 amino acids)
Source: RefSeq, a predicted model, not a curated record
AUGUUAUACUCUCCCGAGUUGACCAUGAACUCUCAUGGCAGCAGCAGCCACGAACGCGGUCACUCUCGGUCCUCACUGACGUCGUCGCAUCCAUCGUCAAGAAGACGCCACAGCAACCACCCCCGGCCUGGACUAGCAGGCGCUGCCGAAAAUGGUCCACCUACCGCCCGGUCCUCCCCCAAGAUGCCGCGAAUGGUGCGGUUCAUAACGGCGGGGCAUCAGGUGGCUAGCGGACGUGUGCAGAAACAGAGCCAUCAUGUCGAGAGGGGUGCCAGUGAGAGCCCAGCGGCGAGGGCUGCGACGCAGAUGUUGCGGAGGACAUCAGGUCGACCAGCAUCAAGCCAUGCCGAUAUGCCUGCGAUGAGACCACCGCCGCACUCACCACGACCUUCUCACCACCUGCAAUCACCACGAUCAUCUCACAGUCACUCACCACGUUCACCCCGACACGCUCGCACCCCUUCAUCAGCAUCCCUCUCAGGAUCACUACCUCCCGGACAACAAGCCGAGAUGUUCCAACCACAGCAGCGCCGAAAAAGACGCGCCGUCUCUCCGCUGAGAAUAUCACCAGACCCUCGGCAGGAUAAGGAGACACAGGAAGACAUGGUCGACACCCAACCCGUGACGGAAACACCACUCUCCAAAACCCCACGAACUCCCCUGGCGGAUAUCACACCUCCAACCUCGGCCUCGAGCCAAGAAACAAUUGACUGCGGUAGUGACGACUGGGACGAACCUUCACAAGAUGAAAACGACCAGCAAGUCGAACACGCACCGCCACGGCAGAGAACUCUGAGCCAGUCGGUGGAUUUGCUCACAGAAGGAGAAGUGAGGAGCCUGUUGGUGUUAUACGCCAAGUCGGACCCUUCCCUGUCACACUUUAUACACGAGGUGUCACUUUCCAGGGUGGAGAGGCCGAGUGGGAGGGCGCUCACGGCGAAGGGGUAG